AUGUGUGCCCUUGAGAUUGACAGUAAAGGAUGUGUGCCCUUGAGAUUGACAGUGAAGGAUUGCCACGACUCUCAGCUUGCAUUAAACUCAGACUUGGACCUUAAAAUCCGAAAGGACUCGGCCAGCACGCCUCCUACUACAGACAAAACACUUUACAACUCGGCCAGCACGCCUCCUACUACAGACAAAACACUUUACAACUCGACCAGCAAGCCUCCUACUACAGACAAAACACUUUACAACUCGACCAGCAAGCCUCCUACUACAGACAAAACACUUUACAACUCGACCAGCAAGCCUCCUACUACAGACAAAACACUUUACAACUCGGCCAGCAAGCCUCCUACUACAGACAAAACACUUUACAACUCGGCCAGCACGCCUCUUACUACAGACAAAACACUUUACAACUCGACCAGCAAGCCUCCUACUACAGACAAAACACUUUACAACUCGGCCAGCACGCCUCCUACUACAGACAAAACACUUUACAACUCGACCAGCAAGCCUCCUACUACAGACAAAUCACUUUACAACUCGACCAGCAAGCCUCCUAUUAAAGACAAAACACUUUACAAACCGACCAGCAAGACUCCUACUACAGACAAAUCACUUUACAACUCGACCAGCAAGCCUCCUACUACAGACAAAACACUUUACAACUCGACCAGCACGCCUCCUACUACAGACAAAACACUUUACAACUCGGCCAGCACGCCUCUUACUACAGACAAAUCACUUUACAACUCGACCAGCACGCCUCCUACUACAGACAAAACACUUUACAACUCGGCCAGCACGCCUCCUACUACAGACAAAGCAUUUUACAACUCGGCCAGCACGCCUCCUACUAUAGACAAAACACUUAACAACUCGGCCAGCACCACGCCUCCUACUAUAGACAAAACACUUUACAACUCGACCAGCACGCCUCCUACUAUAGACAAAACACUUAACAACUCGGCCAGCACGCCUCCUACUACAGAUAAAUCACUUUACAACUCGACCAGCACGCCUCCUACUAUAGACAAAACACUUAACAACUCGGCCAGCACGCCUCCUACUUCAGACAAAUCACUUUACAACUCGACCAGCACGCCUCCUACUACAGACAAAUCACUUUACAACUCGACCAGCACGCCUCCUACUACAGACAAAACACUUUACAACUCGACCAGCACGCUUCCUACUUCAGACAAAACACUUUACAACUCGACAAGCACGCCUCCUACUACAGACAAAUCACUUUACAACUCGACAAGCACGCCUCCUACUACAGACAAAACACUUUACAACUCGACCAGCACGCUUCCUACUUCAGACAAAUCACUUUACAACUCGACCAGCACGCCUCCUACUACAGACAAAACACUUUACAACUCGACCAGCACGCUUCCUACUUCAGACAAAUCACUUUACAACUCGACCAGCACGCCUCCUACUACAGACAAAACACUUUACAACUCGACCAGCACGCUUCCUACUUCAGACAAAUCACUUUACAACUCGACCAGCACGCCUCCUACUACAGACAAAUCACUUUACAACUCGACCAGCACGCUUCCUACUUCAGACAAAUCACUUUACAACUCGACCAGCACGCCUCCUACUACAGACAAAUCACUUUACAACUCGGCCAGCACGCCUCCUACUACAGACAAAUCACUUUACAACUCGACCAGCACGCCUCCUACUACAGACAAAACACUUUACAACUCGACCAGCACGCUUCCUACUUCAGACAAAUCACUUUACAACUCGACCAGCACGCCUCCUACUACAGACAAAUCACUUUACAACUCGACCAGCACGCCUCCUACUACAGACAAAUCACUUUACAACUCGGCCAGCACGCCUCCUACUACAGACAAAUCACUUUACAACUCGGCCAGCACGCCUCCUACUACAGACAAAUCACUUUACAACUCGACCAGCACGCCUCCUACUACAGACAAAGCAUUUUACAACUCGGCCAGCACGCCUUCUACUUCAGACAAAGCAUUUUACCACUCCACCAGCACGCCUCCUACUACAGACAAAGCACUUUACAACUCGGCCAGCACGCCUCCUACUACAGACAAAACACUUUACAACUCGACCAGCACUCCUCCUACUUCAGACAAAGCAUUUUACCACUCCAUCAGCACGCUUCCUACUUCAGACAAAGCACUUUACCACUCCACCAGCACUCCUUCUACUUCAGACAAAACACUUUACAACUCGACCAGCACGCCUUCUACUUCAGACAAAACACUUUACAACUCGACCAGCACGCCUUCUACUUCAGACAAAACACUUUACAACUCGACCAGCACGCCUUCUACUUCAGACAAAGCAUUUUACCACUCCACCAGCACGCCUCCUACUACAGACAAAGCACUUUACAACUCGGCCAGCACGCCUCCUACUACAGACAAAACACUUUACAACUCGACCAGCACGCCUCCUACUUCAGACAAAGCAUUUUACCACUCCACCAGCACGCUUCCUACUUCAGACAAAGCACUUUACCACUCCACCAGCACGCUUCCUACUACAGACAAAACACUUUACAACUCGACCAGCACGCCUUCUACUUCAGACAAAACACUUUACAACUCGGCCAGCACGCCUCCUACUUCAGACAAAACACUUUACAACUCCACCAGCACGCCUUCUACUUCAGACAAAACACUUUACAACUCGACCAGCACGCCUUCUACUUCAGACAAAACACUUUACAACUCCACCAGCACGCCUUCUACUUCAGACAAAACACUUUACAACUCGACCAGCACGCCUUCUACUUCAGACAAAACACUUUACAACUCGACCAGCACGCCUUCUACUUCAGACAAAACACUUUACAACUCGACCAGCACGCCUUCUACUACAGACAAAACACUUUACAACUCCACCAGCACACCUUUUACUUCAGACAAAACACUUUACAACUCCACCAGCACGCCUUCUACUUCAGACAAAACACUUUACAACUUGACCAGCACACCUUCUACUUCAGACAAAUCACUUUACAACUCGACCAGCACACCUUCUACUUCAGACAAAACACUUUACAACUCCACCAGCACACCUUCUACUUCAGACAAAUCACUUUACCACUCCACCAGCACGCUUCCUACUUCAGACAAAUCACAUUACAACUCGACCAGCACGCCUUCUACUUCAGACAAAACACUUUACAACUCCACCAGCACACCUUCUACUUCAGACAAAUCACUUUACCACUCCACCAGCACGCUUCCUACUUCAGAUAAAACACUUUACAACUCCACCAGCACGCCUUCUACUUCAGACAAAACACUUUACAACUCCACCAGCACGCUUCUUACUUCAGACAAAUCACUUUACAACUCCACCAGCACACCUUCUACUUCAGACAAAUCACUUUACCACUCCACCAGCACGCUUCCUACUACAGACAAAACACUUUACAACUCCACCAGCACGCUUCCUACUUCAGACAAAUCACUUUACAACUCCACCAGCACACCUUCUACUUCAGACAAAUCACUUUACCACUCCACCAGCACGCUUCCUACUUCAGACAAAACACUUUACAACUCCACCAGCACGCUUCCUACUUCAGACAAAUCACUUUACAACUCCACCAGCACACCUUCUACUUCAGACAAAUCACUUUACCACUCCACCAGCACGCUUCCUACUUCAGACAAAACACUUUACAACUCGACCAGCACGCCUUCUACUUCAGACAAAUCACUUUACCACUCGACCAGCAUGCCUUCUACUUCAGACAAAACACUUUACCACUCCACCAGCACUCCUUCUACUUCAGACAAAACACUUUACCACUCGGCCAACACACCUCCUACUAAAGAUAAAGCACUUUACCACUCCACCAUUCUAUUGUAA
This is a messenger RNA of Biomphalaria glabrata, 3876 nucleotides long. RefSeq names its product mucin-2-like. The transcript has 3 exons. Bases 1 to 3876 code for a protein of 1291 amino acids. The record is from RefSeq and is a predicted model, not a curated record. NCBI's taxonomy places the organism in Eukaryota, Metazoa, Mollusca, Gastropoda, Planorbidae.